CUUCAAGAGCAGCAGCAUCGAGCCUCCCUCCAGCAGCAGCAGCAGCAACACCACCAACAGCUGCAGCAGCACCAGCAGCAGCAGCAGCAGCAGCAGCAGCAACAGCAACAGCAACUCGCCUAUGCCCUUCUUUGCUGCGUCUAGCACCCUCCUUCCGCUUCGCAGCUAAUACUCAUCUCUUUUACUUGCAGCCACUGCAAUCUAAACAAUGUGAGGGUUUGCUGCAGCAGCAGCAGCAGCAGCAGCAGCUGCAGCAGCAGCAACAACAGCUGGAACACCUGCAGCAGCAGGUGCAGCAGCAGCUGCAGCAACACGAAUCGAGCGGUGCUGCAGUACAAGGGCAGCUUCGUUCACAGCAGCAGCAGCAGCUGCUCUUGGUGUUGCUGCAGCAGCAGCUGCAGCAGCUGCAGCAGACGCGCUGCAGCAGACAUGAAAGCUUACUGCAACAGAGACUGCUGCAUUUGUCUCCUUGCACGCUUAAAGCAGCAACAGAUAGCAACAAAACAGCAGCAGCAGCAGCAGCAGCAGCAAAUGAUUCACCUGCAGCAAGCGACGACAAAACAGCAGUAGCAGCAAACAAAGAAGCAGCAGCAGCAGCAGCAGACUUCCCUCAAACGUUUUUCCCCUUCGGUAGAGGCAUCUGGGCUGCAGCACGCGCAGACAACAGCAGCAACAAGCAGCAACAGCAACAGCAACAGCAGCAGCAGCAGCAGCAGCAGCAGAAGACGGAGGAGGAGGAGCAGCAGCAGCAGCAGCCGCAGCAACAAGAGCAGCAGCCGGAGCAACCGCAGCAGCUACAGCAGCAGCAGCAUGAGACCGAGCAAGAGCAUGAGGAGGAGCAGCUGCAGCAACAGCAGCAGCAACAGCAGCAGCAGCAGCAGCAAGCAGCAGCAGAAGAGCUGCAGCAAGUAGAUAGAUUGCCUUACGAUCGUAUAUGGAGGCCCUGGGUCCCCCGUUAG
Messenger RNA from Eimeria acervulina, 959 nucleotides. RefSeq lists its product as hypothetical. The record is from RefSeq and is a predicted model, not a curated record. The annotation marks the transcript as partial. NCBI's taxonomy places the organism in Eukaryota, Apicomplexa, Conoidasida, Eucoccidiorida, Eimeriidae. The transcript has a single exon.